AUGGCUCUUGGCUUUGGUACCCCAUUACUCUGUAUCGCCGGCCCUCCUUUCUCCACUGACACCCUCGGGGUCUGCUCUCUCCCAGUGAAGAGAGAGAGUCGUGUCCUUUCCCGGGGGAUCUUCCAUUCACUGAUUGCAUUCCCGUCCACCGUACCACGGUUCCAACGAGCGGCACUCCUCAAUGUAAACCUGGAAAUGGGGUUCCCUCACGCUUCUUCACGCGAUAGUCUGGUGGAGUUUUCCGAAACAACUCCUCAUAGCGUCUGUCUGUUGGAGACGUCCGACGGCAUUCCAAAUCCCCUGCCCAGGUCUACACCAGCCUAUUGCGACGGACUACACCAAGCCUGCACCAAGAAAAGAAGCAGUCCAGAAUUGGGUCUGACAGCCGUCACAUCCUGGUCGCUGGGAUCUCCCAGUGACCCAGGCGUAUGGGCCCUUCGUCGGCUGUGGAUGAUCCCAACUCUGUGCGAGUUUUGA
Aspergillus luchuensis is the source of this 477-nucleotide messenger RNA. RefSeq lists its product as uncharacterized. The transcript has a single exon. Lineage: Eukaryota; Fungi; Ascomycota; Eurotiomycetes; Eurotiales; Aspergillaceae. The coding region runs from base 1 to 477 and encodes 158 amino acids. The record is from RefSeq and is a predicted model, not a curated record.